This is a messenger RNA of Paramecium primaurelia, 2118 nucleotides long. NCBI's taxonomy places the organism in Eukaryota, Ciliophora, Oligohymenophorea, Peniculida, Parameciidae. The record is from the annotation of a GenBank genome assembly.
AUGAUAUAAUCUAAUAAUUAACCAAAUCAAACUAAUAUUUCAUAGAACAUUCCAGUAAAAGUCAAGAGAGCAGCAUCUAAAUUAUAAAGGUGGUUCAAAGGUAAAUAAGAUGUAAAGACCUAUUAAAAACUUAAAAAAAAUCAUAGAUAUAGGAAGAAUGUGAUAUCUGAAAUUUAUAACACAGAAAAAUAAUAUUGCAAUGAUAUGAAAAUACUCAGUGAGAAAGUGUUGAUAUUGGCUUAAUAAUAUAUUAAUUAAGAGAAUAUCAAAACUAUAUUUAUGAAUUGCAACCAAAUAGCAUAAUGGAAUUAGGAAUUCAUAAGAAUUAUGGAAAUUGGAUAUCAAGGUUAUAUUGGAAAUGUUAAAGAUAUGUAUAAACCAUAUUGGGUAAUAAAUUAUAUUAAUUAUAAGGUUGUUUUUGAAGGAAAUACAAAACAGUUAAUGAAUGUAACUUGUAAGGGAUUCAGAUAUUAUUUCGAAUAUUGUAGUUAAUUUAGUAAAUCUAAUUAACUUAUUGAUAAGUUAAAGUAAAGUGAUUAAAAGUUUAAAUAAUUUUUAAGUCUCAUAAGUCCAGAAUUAAGAGGGAUGGAUUUAUCUAGUUUCUUAGUCAAACCUGUAUAAAGAUUACCUAAAUACAUUCUAUUAUUUAAAGAUUUAGAAAAACAUACUGAGGAUGAUCAUCCUGAUAUGAAAAAUAUUAAAUUUUUACAUAAAUAUUUUAGAGAUAUAAAUGAAGAAAACAAUAAAUCUAUUGAUAUUUAUAUUGGAAGACUUUAAAUAAGUGAAUUAUGUGAUUAAUUUAAAUUAAAUAAAAUUGAUUUACUAUAGGAUCCAUUAAGAAUAUAUAAAUUUGAAGAAAAAUUAAAUAUUAUUUAAGCAAAUAAAGAAUUAAUUGUUUAAGUACAUGCUUUAAGUGAUCUAUUAAUAGUUAUUCAUGAUAAUAAAUUGUUUAAUUAAGUUAAAUUAGAUUCACUGUCUUUUGUAAAAGAUUAACCUGACACUAAAUAUUUUAAUAAUUUAUUUUAAAUUGUAGGUGUUGGAGAAGUAUUAUAAUGUUUUGCAGAGACAUUAUCUAUUAAAAAGAAAGCAAUUGAAUAAUUUGAGAAGCUAAUUUAAUUAAAUAGAGAAUAAGAAUGUAAAAAAGAAUUACAAUCAGGAAAAUUAACUUUUAUGAGAUAUCCAGUUUAAGUUGUAAUUGUAGGAACUGAAGAAAGAAAUUUCCAAUCUUUUUAAAAACAUACAUAAUAUAUAACAGAGAUAUCCAUAAAUAAAGUUUAUUAGAAUGUAUAAUUAUAUUUAACUUAAGAUAUAUGUUAGAUUUAGUGAAAUAGUAACUAUAUAUUAGAAAUAUUCAAAAAAGUAUCCUACAAUUGAAUUUCCAAAAUUUCCAAAUUAAAGUUGGUUAACAUAUUAAAAAACUAAAUCAAUUGAAGAACGUAAAUUUGUAAUAGAAGGAUUUUUAUAAACAUUACUAUAAUCUAAAUAAGCAUAAGGGGAUAUAUAGAUACUAAAUGAUUUAAGUAUAUUUAUAAUCAAUUUUAGAGUUACCAUUUAAUUUUUUUGAAUUACCUUAAAUAGUUAUUGAUCAAUAGAAAUCAAUUUUUAGUAAAUAUAAUACUACUUUGGAUGGAUUAGAAGAAUUGAAAAUUUAAGGUGUUUUAAUAGAUAAAUUAAAUAUGAGUGCUGGAGAAAUUUUAAAAGCUGUUUGUAUAGAAAAAGAGAGUAGAAAGAAAAGCAUUGCUCAAAUAUAACCAAAUAGAGUAGUAAUUUGGCAAUAAAAAUAUUAUACAGAACCCAAUAUGAAACGAGUCAUUAUUACUAUGCCUGAUGGAACUUUGACUGAAAUUGGAGUAGAUGAUAAGGCUAAGGUAAGUGAAGUACUUCCAUUUGUAGCAGGAUAUAAUUAAUUAAUUUAUUAUAAAGAUUUUCGAUUGUAUUUGAUUGAUUAAUUGAAAAAAUAAAGAAUUCUUGAUGAUGAUGAAAUAAUUAGUAAAGCUUAUGAUGAUGAAAAUUAAAAUAAUCAUGGAUGGCUAAAUAAAUUAGAAUAAAUUAUAACAGCUUCUAACACAGAGUACUAAUUUAUUUAUAGAGGAGUGUUGUCAUUAAGAUGAGAAAAUA